AUUUUUGUCCAGAAUCUUGACUCUCUAUCUUUUUUCUCCUAUUUCGUUCCGUGAUUUAGGCUGUGAUUAUAGUCUGUUCGUUUUGGUUUUUGUUUUUGUGAUUGAUUUUGCUUCCUCUUAAUUUGUUUAGCGGAGAAAACGAUGGCUUCAGAUCCCAAAAUUCACAAAUUCGAUGAGGUUGCAAAGCACAACAAAACUAAGGAUUGUUGGCUUAUUAUCUCUGGCAAGGUGUACGAUGUCACCCCUUUCAUGGACGACCAUCCUGGAGGAGAUGAAGUUUUGCUGUCAUCGACUGGGAAAGAUGCAACAAAUGAUUUUGAAGAUGUGGGUCACAGUGAUUCUGCUAGAGAUAUGAUGGCAAAAUACUACAUUGGUGAAAUAGAUGCAUCAACUGUUCCAGCAAUACGAACCCAGAUUCCUCUACAGAAAACUUCCUACAAUCAAGAUAAGGGAUCAGAGUUUUUUAUUAAGCUCUUGCAGUUUCUUGUGCCUCUCUUGAUCUUAGGCUUAGCAUACGCAGUCCGAAACUUCACCAAGAAAGAGUAGGUAAUUGCGAAAUAUUAGUUCCCCAUUUGAAGGUCUAGCUGUGGAAUUGCAUGGGUUAAAACUACAAAAGGUUUCUUUUUUCUUUUCCUUGAAAUAUCUGUCAAAAAUUAAACAAUGGUUCAUAGUUGGUCCCCUGAGGACCUGUCAGGAACUGUAUUUGGAACCAUCUGUUUCAUUGAUAACAGGACAAUGUUCGCGCUUUCUUGAUGAUAAGCAGGGUGUAUUUUCCUUAUUGCUUU
Molecule: messenger RNA, 785 nt
Organism: Manihot esculenta (cassava)
Lineage: Eukaryota; Viridiplantae; Streptophyta; Magnoliopsida; Malpighiales; Euphorbiaceae
Product: cytochrome b5
Exons: 4
Coding region: 142-546 (134 amino acids)
Cellular component (GO): intracellular membrane-bounded organelle; membrane
Molecular function (GO): heme binding
Source: RefSeq, a predicted model, not a curated record